UAAGUAAUUAUGGAAGAGUCAAAAGCUGAUGAAAGUACCCUCCAGAUCCCGAAUGAUGAUGAGAAGUUACUCCAAGAAAACCAAUUUGAUGAAAAAACAAGAUACCUCAUCUCCAGAGAUCAAGACAGACACAACACAGGAGAAGAUGAGGAAGAAGAGAAAGUGGAAAGAGGCCCUGUAAAAGACAAUAAUGGAUAUAAACAAGAAGCACGUAAAAAUAGUUUAUUCACAAAACCCAAGAAGUUGAUUACCUCAACUAAGUCAGUGCCUAAAAGGAAUGGAAGGAGUGGCUCUAUAAAUGCCCCUAAAUCAACGAAAUAGCAGCGAUGAUGUGUUGAAAAGAAGGAGGCAACAUAAAAGAACACCACAAUCUCAUAUUCAGAGAGUAUUUGGGUCUAAAUUUAAAUUUUCGGAGAAACAUCUUAUAGCUAACAUGGAUGGCGAGAUGAUAAAAAGCUCCGUGAAAGAAAUCUUCAAGUUAGACACUCUCACUAGGGAGAACCUCAAGAUGAUCCUAAGAGAAGGAGCUGAUACGAAUAAUGUUCUUAGAAUCACAGAUGAAUGCUUUGAAAAGAUGGUUGAUGUGCUAAAUCUCCCGCUUGAUUCUGACCCUGAAGAUACUGAUGAAGAACCUGAUAAGAUUGAAUGCAAUAGAUACGAAACACCUAGGCUACCUGAUGAAGAGGAUAAGGAGAAUAAUGAUAAAAUGGAUAUCAGAGCCCAUGAAGAGAAAACAAUUACAGUAAGCUCAGCAUAUGAGCUCUCUGUAAAGAACAAUAAGUUGAUUCAAGCGAAAGGGUGCCUUCAAAGCAUAAUAAAUUUUGAGAGAAAUCAGAUGACUGAAAAGAAUACGACAGGACAGAAAAAGUAUAAAGAUAACUCUGUCAUGCCAGUGAGCAUAGAUGAAGAAGCCCAAAGUCAUCAUAUGGCAGGGUUAAAGAAUUUAAAAACUAAAUUUAAAAUUUUAGUUGAAGAAAUUCUAAAAACCCGCGCAGCAAUUCAUAAAAGUCAAGAACAGCACAUGAACCCUGAUAAGAUAGAAAACGUCGAUGUAGACACUGAGUGAGAUAUUAAUGAACUUGUGAAGACAAGUGCUGGAGACUGCCCUGAGACCUUCAACUGAUUAGUAGAAGCCAAAAAGCCCUACUAUAAACUAUUUUUAGUCCUCACAAUUGUAGCAAUUAUUGCAUUCAUAGUUAUGGGAUGUAUCACAGGCUCUUAUUCAUACUCACGCUAUAUCGGCCCAUGGGUUAUCGUGAGCAGAGGAUCAGCAUCUGCAAUUCUUGGAACUACAGGAAUUCUUAUGUUCUUUGUCUCAUAUGAUGUGCUAACUUACAUCCGAUCUAAAUGCAAAGGAAAAUGACAAAUAUGGUUAAACCAUAAUAUCUUGAUCCAUCGUUUUUGAGGAUAUGUGGUAACCUUCUUUAGUAUCCUUCAUACAAUUGGGCAUUGAUCAGGAAGUAUUCGUAAAUUCUCUGAAGAAAAAGAUAUACAAAAUGUUAAUGAUGUGACUUUGAAUCAUGAUUUUGAUGGAGAAAAGACCUAUUGGGAACUGCUCUUCUUAACUAUCCCUGGAAGUACAGGGAUAAUACUUCUUGUUUUAAUUGCAGCAAUGGCUAUCACAUCGAUGUCCUGGUUCAGAGAAAAGUAUUUCCAAAUAUUUGCUUACAUACAUGUGUUCAGUUUCCCACUUUUCCUUGGCUUAACAAUUCUCCACGGAUGUGAGGGAUGGUUCAACUGGGGAUUCCCUCUUGGGUCUGUCUUUUUAGCUGCUCCAAUAAUUAUCUCAACCAUUCAGUUUAUUCAAAAGCUGAGAACCAUGAGAAAAUACAAGUUCAGGAUAGCUGAUGUCAGUAUUUCAGCUAACAGGAAAUAUAUUAUGAUUCUCUUUAUUAAACCUAAAGGAUUCGAAGUGAAGCACGGCCAAUAUGUGUUUUUAAACAUCCCUCAAGUAAGUUGUACAGAAUGGCAUCCCUUCUCAGUAGCUUCUUGACCAGAGUCUAAAUUCCUCACGCUCAUGAUCAAAAGGGCAGGAGACUGGACCGGGAAGCUCAUAGACACUCUUUAUGAGCAGAAGAAGUCUAUGAUGAGGAUGGAUAAACUCAAUAUUGAAUCUUAUGAUGAAAAAGAUGUAUUUAACAUUCUCCAUUCAAUCUAUGAUGAAAUAAAAGUUAAAGACAUGAUGAACCUUAAUAAGGAUCAUUUCCUGUACGCUAAUAUUUCCAAACCAAUCACCAGCACUUGUGAAACUUUCAUAGGCAAGAAUGUCGUCUUAGUUGGAGCUGGCAGUGGAAUCGCUCCAUUCCUACCUUUAGUUGAUGAGAUCAUUAGAUUUGAUUUAGGGAAAUCUCAUUCUUAUGAUUUUAAUUCAUGAACACUUAUAUUUAUCGCAAGAGAAGGCGAGCAAGUUUCAUGGAUCUCAAAUUACCUCCUGCACUUGAUCUCAACAGAUUUCAUAAAUUCUUUCCUUAAUAUCCAGAUUUACAUCACUCUGAAGAAGAACUCUGAGACAGUGCCAUCUUUUCUUUUCUGGAGGGCUUUCUUGCUGAUUUGUAAGAACAACAUUGAGAUGAACUUUGAAGAGCCAAAAGAAAACUCAAAGUCAUCUAUCCAUUCAGUUUCCUGAAAUGUUGAGGAAAUAAAGAGCAACAAAACUCCUUUAGAAAGUGAGAAACUGCACACCUUUACUUUCGAGACGAGUCCGGUAACUUUAAAGUUCGGUAGGCCGAACUUUACUAAGAUCUGUAACAGACUGGUUGCUAAAAAUGAACCUAAGUACGAUAUCUACGCCUGUGUGCCUAAGGUACUAGCCAAUCACUUGCAUUAUGUGUUCGUCAAAAUGAAGAAAGAAACAGGCAUUGUGUUCAACUUGAUCCUUGAAUCCUUUUAUUAAAACUUGAUUCAGUAA
Messenger RNA from Moneuplotes crassus, 2908 nucleotides. NCBI's taxonomy places the organism in Eukaryota, Ciliophora, Spirotrichea, Euplotida, Euplotidae. The record is from the annotation of a GenBank genome assembly.